Molecule: messenger RNA, 804 nt
Organism: Sardina pilchardus (European sardine)
Lineage: Eukaryota; Metazoa; Chordata; Actinopteri; Clupeiformes; Clupeidae
Product: olfactory receptor 6T1-like
Exons: 1
Coding region: 1-804 (267 amino acids)
Biological process (GO): detection of chemical stimulus involved in sensory perception of smell; G protein-coupled receptor signaling pathway
Cellular component (GO): membrane
Molecular function (GO): G protein-coupled receptor activity; olfactory receptor activity; odorant binding
Source: RefSeq, a predicted model, not a curated record
AUGCUCCUGAGCAUUCCUCUGCUGGUGGCCAUCUGUAGGUCUCCCUCCCUCCUCGGCAAGCCCCGAUUCCUCUUCCUCUUCCACCUGCUCUUCUGUGACGCUCUGCAGCUGGUCAUCUUGGUGGCCAGGUACGCCUUCCUCACCUCACGCCGCACCAUGCCAGUGACCCACUGCGUGGUUCACAUGUCUGCCAACCAGUUCUUGGCCACAGUGGCCCUCCUCCUGCGUGCCGUCCUGUCGGUGGACCGCUGCGUGGCCAUCUUGCUGCCCCUGCACUACGAGAUGCUGCUGAGCCCUGGACGGUGUCGGGUGGUGGUGGUGCUCGCCUGGACACUGCCCCUGCUGGUGAGCACAGGGGCCUUGUGGAUGAUGCUGGACCGCGUGCAGAAUGCGGCCAUCCCACUCUGCCUCCCUUUUGUGCUGGGGCUCUGUCUGUCAGACAACAGACCUGUGUUUAUUUUCCUCAUGGCCAUCAGCGUCUUGCUGCUGCCUGUCUCCCUCCUCACCAUCCUCGGCUGCUUCGCACUGCUCUGCUGGCAAACGCGGGGGAGGAUCUGCACGCAGCGCCGGGCCGUUGUCACGCUGGCCUUGCAGGCCGUGCAGAUGGUCAUCCACGCCUUGUCACUGGUGCUGUUUAUCAUCAGAAUCCUCACCAAGAAGGAGAGUGAACAGUGGUCGCUAGCCAUCAACACCAUUUAUACUCUGGGCAUCUCGCUCAUCUCACUGGUCUAUGGCUACCGCUCUCAAGAGCUGCGGUGCAGACUGCUGAAACACCUUGUGUGCAGUCAAGUCAGCACCAGCUAG